AUGACUAUUGUACGUCUUCUGAUGGCUAUAUCUGCAGCCAAACAGUGGACAAUCCAUCAGAUGGAUGUCAAAAAUGAUUUUCUUCAUAGGGAGUUAAAAGAGACGAUUUAUGUGAAUCCUCCUCUAGGAUACUGUACAGAUCCGCAACUUGUUUGUCGAGGAAGCGAGGAGUAUGUUGAUGAUAUACUCAUUACAGGGGAUGACACAGAAGGAAUUUCUAGGCUACAACAGUUACUCAGUGAAUCCUUCAAGAUAAAGGACUUGGGGCCUUUGACAUAUUUCUUGGGCCUUGAAGUGAGCAAAAAUUCUCAAUGCUACUUUGUUAAUCAACAGAAGUAUGCGGCCGAUCUGGUUAAAUUGGAAAAUCUUAGUGACUCUAAGAUUGUGGACACUCCACUAGAACUGAACCUAAAACUCAGCAAAGAUGAUGGAUCUCCCCUUGAAGAUCCUACCCUUUAUCAUCAGUUAGUGGGCAGUUUAAUCUAUCUCACCAUGACUCGGCCAGACAUAUCCUAUGCAUUCAGAUAUGUGUGA
Messenger RNA from Nelumbo nucifera (sacred lotus), 534 nucleotides. The record is from RefSeq and is a predicted model, not a curated record. NCBI's taxonomy places the organism in Eukaryota, Viridiplantae, Streptophyta, Magnoliopsida, Proteales, Nelumbonaceae.